AUGGAUGAUCGAUAUCGCAAACGGGCCAUGCUUUCGAGGAGGCCUGCCCCUGCGCCGGCCCUUGCGCCUGUUGCGCUUUUCUCCAGGUAUCGCGCUGCGAAAGCCUCGUCUAUUCGGUCGAGGCGAAAUCUACGAGAUAGCGCCAGCUCUGGUAGCUCCAGACGCAUAGAGAAGAGAAGACCGGCUGGCCCACCAGAUGUAUCAAGUCCAACCCGACCCCCCACCUCCCCCAUCGUAAUCCUCCGCGUGGGACCCCAACAACGCCUCUUCGCAGCCCACGAAUCCAUCCUCAGCGCAUCCCCCUUCUUCGCGGCCCAAUGCUCCUCGCAAACCCCGAGUCCCCCUCCCCCAUCCCACCCACACAUCCACGCCCCCAGCAAACGCAUCGACCUAGCAAACGAACACCCCGAAAUCCUCUCCUGCGUCCUAGAAUACCUCUACAAGGGCGACUACACUCCGCGCCUGCAACACAAUCCUGCAAAAGGAAUCUGGACUUUGGAAGAUGACAUCCCACAAUCAACAACCACUCCAAAUCCCUCCACCAUCGGUGCAACCUCCUCAACCCUCUCCCCAACCGCAGUAAUCUGGCACCAGACCGCCAACGCCCCCAUCCUCCGCGACACAGCCAUCUACUGCGCCGCCCUAACAUACCGUCUCCCCUCGCUGGCACGUCUCGCACUGCGCAAACAGGGUCUACACGUGGGUAUACCCUGCCGAACAAUCCUGGCCAGUGCGCGGUUCGCGUAUGCGAAUACGCCGGACACGGAGUCGAGACUAAGGGCGCAUUAUUUGGCGCUUAUCAUUAGGUGUCGGGGCACUUUUAAGAGGAGUGGUACUAUGCAGGUUGAGAUGGAGAGGGGGGGGGAGGUUGUUUUUUGA
Messenger RNA from Penicillium subrubescens, 879 nucleotides. Its product is annotated as BTB/POZ domain-containing protein. The transcript has 2 exons. Bases 1 to 879 code for a protein of 292 amino acids. The record is from RefSeq and is a predicted model, not a curated record. Gene Ontology annotation, molecular function: protein binding. NCBI's taxonomy places the organism in Eukaryota, Fungi, Ascomycota, Eurotiomycetes, Eurotiales, Aspergillaceae.